AUGUCGAAGGAACCGGUAGCACCGACUUUUCUCCACAAGCCAAUCCUGCGGCAGGAGGAUGAUGGAAAUCGUCUCGUGUUCGAGUGCGAGCUCAUUGCUAAUCCGAGGCCAACUGUCCAAUGGUUUCGGAAUGAGCAUGAGGUCCUCGACACUCAGAGAACAGAAUAUAAAAUUUUAGAGAAAGCCCCUGGGAAAUAUUACAUUGCUCUGUCUAUCGAUGAUGUAUAUGAACCCGACAAGGGCCUAUAUACUGUGAUGGCCAAGAACCAUCUAGGCGAUGUCAGCUCUUCCAUCAACCUGAACUUCUUGCCCGCCGAUAAGCCGUUCGAGAGGCAAAUAGAUGGGACGGCGCCCACGUUCGUGAAAAAACCCUCGAUCCGCCAGGAGGAUGACGGAGAACUUCUCUUGUUUGAAUGUCGGAUCACCGCCGAUCCGAAACCAGAUAUAUCAUGGUUUCACAACGGAACGCCAGUGGUGGAGAAGGCGGGCCGCUUCAAGAUUAUCGUACAACCGGAUGGCGGACACAACUUCAAUUGCACACUUCAAGUGUCCGAUGUGACAGUAGAGGACGCCGGCAAAUACAAAGUUGUCGCCAAAAAUGAACUCGGCGAAAGCAACGCGACCAUUUCGCUGAACUUCGACAGCGAUGACGCCAACGUUCCGGAAGGCGGCACCAAACCGACGUUCAUCGAGAAGCCUCUGAUCAAGCAGAGCGACGAUGGAAAUAAGAUCACCUUCGAGUGCGCUUUGAUCGCCGACCCCACGCCGACGAUCAAAUGGUUCUUGAACGGUGCUCAUGUGCCCGAAGGCUCCCGGCACAAGUACCGACUGAUCUCCGACAAGCAUAACCACACGGCGGCUCUCGAAGUUUCCAAAGUGAAAGCGGAGGAUGGCGGCGAAUAUAAAGUUGUCGCAACGAACGCUCACGGGGAGGGUCACGCAACGAUCACGCUCAAUUUCGAUGCCGGAAAACCCAAAAUUCCAGAGGGCAAAGCACCUCGAUUUCCGAAAAAACCGACGAUCCGACAAGAAGGGGACUCGCUGAUUCUGGAGUGCGUUUGUGAGGCUCAUCCUUUCCCGGAAGUUACGUGGUAUUUGGGCUCGAAGAAAAUUAUGGAGGGAGCCCGACACAAGACCGCCCGCAAGGAGAUCUCCAAACACACCUAUCAGCUUUCGCUCGAAAUCAGGGAUCCAACGACCGAGGACGGUGGAAGUUAUAAGUGUAAUGCGAUGAACGAACUGGGUGACAGUAAUGCCAAUAUCACUCUCAACCUGCAAGGGGCGGAGCCUCCGAAGACCGGAGACCCUCCAACCUUCACUCAGAAGCCGAAAAUUGUACCCAAAGACGGUGGCGCCAUCAUUCUCAUGGAAGUCCACGUCAAGUCCAAAACUGCCCCACAGUACACGUGGUUCCAUGGAAGCAGCACAGUGAGCGAAUCGGCUGGCCACAUAAAAUUCUCUAUGGAAAAGGAAGGGAGCGACGAAUAUGCAAUUAUUCUAGAGAUCCGUAACCCAGCGAAAGAAGAUGGUGGCAUGUACAAAUGCACUGUUCGAAACGCUGACGGAGAAAUCAACGCAAAUCUCAAUCUGAACAUCGCUGGCGCCCCCGCACCCUCUGGCGAGGCACCUUCAUUUGUCGAGAAGCCGAAGAUCCGAGCGGAAAACGAUGGCAAGCUUAUUAUUAUGGAGUGCAAAGUGAAAGCCAACCCGGAACCCAGUAUCACAUGGUACAGAGAAGGGGUAGUCGUUCGCGAAGGAGCUCGCAUCCGACAAAGUGUGCGUCAGGAGGGUAGCAUAUACCAUUGUAAGCUCGAACUCGUCGACCCCGAGCUCACCGAUGCCGGAAUUUACAAGUGCAACGUGAAGAACACUGCCGGAGAGUCGAACGCCAACCUCACUCUCAAUAUCGAAUUGGCUCCUGUGAUCAAGGAAAGGCCCAAGGUCAUCCGCAGGGAGCACCAAAAAACGAUCAUCAUCGAGUGCACAGUGCAAUCUGCGAAUAAGCCCGACGUGGUCUGGUACAAAGAGAACAGCAUGGUGCGUGAAGACACCCGUCACCAGGUCCAUAUCAAACAAGUCUCUCAAGGCGAGUUCGCCAUCGCCCUUGAAAUUGAGGCCCCCGAUGUUAAGGACAAGGGUGUCUACAAACUGAUGGCAAAGAACACCAAGGGAGAGAGCACGUCACAGACCGUGAACGUCGAAGUCGAGGGACAGAAGGAGGAAAAGAAGAAGGAAGAACCCAAGGGCGAGAAGCCCAAGCUCACCACGAAACUGCAGCGUCUGGAGAUCGAACAAGGAAAAUCCGGUUCUCUCUCUAUCAAGAUCGAAUCCAGAACUAAGUGUACAAUUAUAUGGUAUCAGAACAAAACAGUCAUCCGUGAAACGACGAAGAUCAAGAGCAGUUUCGACGGGAGCACCGCCGAGCUCCGAAUCUCAGAAGCUACCAAAGAAAUGUCGGGAACCUACAGUGUGGAGGUCAAGAACGAAUUCGGAUCCGUGGAGAGCUCAACGGAGGUGGUUGUGAAGGAAGUCAAAAAGGUCGAAGAAAAGAAGGUCGAGGAGAAGAAGAAGGUCGAAGAGAAGAAGGUUGAAGAGAAGAAGGUUGAAGAGAAGAAGGUCGAGGAGAAGAAGAAGGUCGAAGAGAAGAAGAAGGUCGAAGAGAAGAAACCUCCGGCACCAGAGAAGAAACCCGAAGAGAAGACCCCGGUUAGUAUCAACCCGAAAGAGGCUCUUCCGAGACCGGAACCGUCGACCUUGCAACGCACCGGCUCUAUAAAACGAACGGGAUCAGUUAGAAUGCGGAGUCCGUCGUCGACGUCAAGCACACCCGACGCAUCGCGAAGAUCUUCCGCGAUUUCCAAGGAAGACAUCGAUAACAUCUACGAGGCGCUCCAUCAUUCGAGUUCGGGAGAUCAUCUCAAACGAAUGAUGGGCAUGGAAUACGCGACCGAUGCUAGCGAAUCUUCCACGGCGGACGACCUAGCGAAAAUAUUCCGACCGUUCGCUCGAGAAGUCUCACGCGACAGCACCGAGCCGCCCUCGUCUGAUACCCCGACACCGAUUGUUCAUUCGCCCUCGCCGUCUCCGGCACCGUCUUCCCCGCUACCGACGAUCACCAUCGAAGACAUAACCGAAACGACAGCGUCGAGGACCACGACGAAAAAGAGGCCGCCGCCACCCAUUGUGAUAGAAACACCACCGAAGGGAAUAACGCCACAGAGCACGCCCCUGCAAUCGCCGACGCCUUCGACGCGAGAGACAACCCCGAAACGAGGUUGGAAGAAAGUCAAGGUGUUCGCCGCGGACGAGGAGAAGGAAGAACCGAUUUUGCGGCGGCGCAGCAGUGUUUGCGUGGCCCUGGACGCAACCAAAGAUCUCGCGUCCCAACUGGAUACGAUGGAUCCAGCGGGUACGGUGUUGAUUCACGGCCAUGAGAUGGGCGUACAGCAGGCCAAGGACAUGCUGAAGAAAGGACAAUGUCUGGAUGACAAGGGUCAGAUGAAGAAAUUGCGACCGGGAGAAGUGCUCGAAGUACGUCAGAGGCGAAAGUCCAGCGUCGGGGUCGAUCUCCGCAAGGGCAGCAUUUCGGAGGCUGACGGCCGAGUGGACAUGCCAUCCACUCCUCUGCAGCCGACCGGUGACGGCGGACCCCCGGUGAUCGUCGACUACCAGGAGAACAACUCGGCCACUGAGAACGCGACCGGUUAUCUCACAGUCGUUGUAGAGGGCAAUCCCGCGCCUCAAUUCCGUUUCUACAAGGGUGCGUCCGAAAUAUACGAGGGAGGUCGUUACAAAGUGGUGACCGAUGGUUCGACGAAUUCAGUGCACUUCUGCAUACGGAAGUGCAAGAGUAACGACGAAGGCAAAUACACGAUCACUGCCUACAAUUGCCACGGCGAAGAUACCGUCUCGAUGUCUCUGUUCGUGGCUGCCGAGGGUGGAAUGGACUUCCGCGCCAUGCUCCAGCACAGACAAUACGGCAAGUGGGGUCAGAACAAGGGCGACCCGGAUUGGCAACUGAAGGAACGAGAGAAAGAGGAGGAGCUCGCGAAGCUCGCCAAGAAGGUGCCGGACUCUUUCAUCAAGCCUCUUCAAAACGUUCACGUGAAGGAGGGCAAGGACACGAAGGCCAGAUUCGAAGCCGUCUUUUCGAAGAACGGAAUCAAGGGUAAAUGGUUCAAGAACCGCCAGGAGCUCUUCAUGGGCAAGAAGUACAAAAUGUCUUCCACGGGUGAUCUGCACGUGCUCGAGAUCAGCAACCCCACCCAGGACGACGAGGGCACGAUCACUUUGACGUGUCUCGAGACGUCAUGCAAGGCACUGCUCGAAGUAGACGCUCCCGAUCCGGUGUACAAAUUCACCAAGAACUUGCCGAAGAAGGCUGACGUGUACACUAUGAAGGAGAUGGUCCUCGAGUGCGCGUGUAACUCGUCCAAGGCUCAGGUACAAUGGUACAAGAACGACCUGAAGAUCAACGCGUCUGAGAGGUUCCAAUACGAGCAGGACACGUUCGGGAAGAAGAUUCUGCGAGUCUUCAACUUGAACCUCGAGGACACCGGCGAAUACUCCUGCAAGAUCGUCCACACGACCGAAAAGACGCAGUGUAAGGUCACGGUCACCGAACAGAAGUUCCAAUUCAUGAAAAUGCUCAAGUCGCUCAGAAUUCCUGAGAAGGAGCCGGUCACGCUCGAAUGCGAGGUCGAUGAAUGGGAAGCGCCUGUGACGUGGUUCAAGGAUGGAAAGGAGAUCAAGGGUGACAAGCACCUCCAGAUUUCCGCCGAAGGAAAGAAGCGACGUAUUUUCAUCAAGACCUCCAAGGUCGCCGAUGAGGGUCAAUACAUGUGUAAGACCAACGCGGAGGAAACCACCUGCGAGCUCAUCGUUGAGCCCGCCAACCGUUGGCAGAAGAAACUCAAGGACACCACCGGUCUUGAGCGGCAAGACAUCAUCCUCGACGCCGAGUUGAUGGACCGGACCGCACCGAUCAAAUGGUUUAAAAACGGUCAGGAGGUCAAGCCUGGGGGCAACAUCGAGCUUGUCUCCCAAGAGGGCAAACAUCAACUCAUCAUUCGCAACGCCACUCUCGACGACUCGGGUGACUAUUCGAUUGAGACGAAGGAUCUCAAAUCCAAUUGUACCCUCACCGUACAGGAAGCCGAGAAAGCACCAAUCAUCAAGCCCGAGAAAACCGACUACGCUUUCGAUCAGGGCAAGCAGUUCAUCAUCGACGUACCUUACACCGUGACCGGUGUCCGAACUUCCGAAGUCGUAUGCAAGCUCGAAUGCAACGGGACUGUCGUCACGUCGAAAGAUGUCGAUCAGGUGGUCAAGGAGAACACGGUUAUGCUGACAUUCCGCAAACCGCUCCGAGCCUCCACAGGAAAAUACACGAUAUCCUUGAGCAAUUCUCAGGGUCAGGACAGCAAAACUCUGAGCGUCAAUGUCAUGGACGUUCCUGAAAUUCCUGAGGGACCGCUGCAAGUGACGGACAUAUUUAAGGAUCGCUGCAAGCUCGCCUGGAAACCUCCGAAGGACGACGGUGGUUGCCCGAUCAGUCACUACGUCAUCGAGAGGCAGGACUUGAGCGCCAAGGGAGGCUGGACCGAGGUUCUCAGCUCAGAAACAACAAGCGUCAAUGUCACGGAUCUGACAAACAAGAAGGAAUAUAAGUUCAGGGUGCGGGCCGUGAACAAGAAAGGCAAAUCCGAGCCCUUGGUCGCGGAUAAGGCCACGUUGGCAAAAGACCCGUACGACGAACCCACCAAGCCCGGCUCCGUUGAAGUCACCGACUGGGAUUCUGACCGCGUCGAUCUCAAAUGGGAACCCCCGACAAGCGAUGGAGGUGCUCCUAUCGAGGAGUAUAUCAUCGAAGUCAAGGACAAAUUCUCCAACACUUGGACAGAGGGUGCCCGGGUCCCCGCAAGCAAGACUAGCGGUCGCGUGAAGGACCUGAAGGAGGGAGUGCAGUAUGAAUUCCGAGUCCGUGCCGUGAACAAAGCCGGUCCAGGUGAACCGUCAGAUCCGACGAAACCGAUAAUUGCCAAGCCACGUUUCGUGAAGCCAUACAUCAUCGGUGAUGGCGUCAAGGGCAUGAUGGUGAAGAGAGGGGCCACGAUCAAGAUCGACGUGGACUUCGGUGGCGAGCCAAUGCCCACUGUUACGUGGACUUUGAACGGCAAAGAAAUUCAAGAGAUCACCGGGAAGACGACCAUCACCACCGUCGACGACAAGAAGAAGAGCACGCUCCUCGUGACGAAGGAGGCUGUCCGUGCCGACAGUGGAACCUACGAGCUGACGCUCACGAACUCGUCGGGAACUGUCGUCUCCAAGGGGGAGAUCGUCGUACUCGACAAACCCACCAAGCCAAGAGGACCCCUCAACGCGGACAAAGUACGCGAGAACUACGCCGAGAUCUCGUGGAAGCCCCCGGAGGAUAAUGGCGGUUCCGAGCUUAAGAGCUACAUGAUCGAGAAGAUGGACGUGGAGACAGGUCGAUGGGUACCCGCCGGAGAGGUCGGACCCAACGACACGAAGGCGAAGGUCACCGGGCUCCAGAAGGGCAAACGCUACAAGUUCCGUGUGAAGGCCGUGAACAAAGAGGGCUCCUCGGAACCCCUCGAGCUGGACCAGGAAGUGGUCGCGAAGAAUCCCUACGACGAGCCAGGCAAACCGGGUAACCUUGUCAUCGAGGACUACGACAACACGAUGGUUGAGCUCAAAUGGGAGAAGCCUGAAUCCGACGGAGGCCGACCGAUUCUUCAUUAUAUCGUCGAGAUGAAGGACAAGCUCCACACCGAGUACGCCGAGGUUAUGAAGUCCGACGGACCCGUCACGACGGCGAAGGUCACUGGACUGAAGGCAAACACGUCCGUUCAGUUCCGGGUCAGAGCUGUGAACAAAGCUGGGCAGUCGCAGCCUUCCAACGAGACUCCCCCGCAUAUUGUGAAACACAGAAACUUGAAACCUCGCAUCGACCGCACCAACCUGAAGACCGUCAUCAUAAAAACGGGCCGCAACCACACCUUCAACGUGGACAUUAGCGGUGAACCUCCGCCAGAAGUCAAAUGGACUCUGAACGACGUCGAAGUGGUCGCCAACGAUCACAAUGUCAUUAAGAACGUUGAUUACCACUCCGAUUUCGGUAUCGUAAACGCCAUCCGUAAACAGACUGGCAAAUACACGAUCACGGCGACCAAUCGCAACGGAACCGAUAGUGUCACCGUUGAGGUCACCGUGCUCGGCAAGCCGUCCCGACCGGGAGGCCCGUUGGAAGUGACCGAUGUUCGCAAAGAGAGCUGCAAACUCAAGUGGAACCCGCCGGAAGACGACGGAGGCAAACCCAUUCAGUACUAUGAGGUUGAGAAGCUCGACAAGGAAACCGGAAGAUGGACUCGCUGCGGAAAGAGCGACAAGCCCGAGUUCGACGUUCAGGGACUCACACCCGGCAAGGAAUACAUGUUCCGAUGUGUCGCCGUCAAUGACGAAGGAGAAUCCGAGCCGCUCGAGACGACGAAAGGAGUUAUCGCCAAAGACCCAUGGGACGCUGCGAGCAAGCCCGGCAAGCCACAGAUUGUCGAUUAUGACAAUCGUAUGGUUCAGCUCCAAUGGGAGCCGCCGAAGAGCGACGGCGGAGCUCCGAUCGAAAAGUACAUCGUCCAGAAGAAAGACAAAUUCUCACCGGAAUGGGAGAAAAUCGCCGAAUCGAAGGGUCCCGAGCCCAUGGCUCGUGUGGAACCCCUCGUCGAAGGCACAGAAAUGCAAUUCCGGGUGAUCGCGAUUAACAAAGGAGGCGCCUCGGAACCGUCAGACGCCACCGACCUCCACAAGGUCAAGCACAGGAAACUCAAACCUUACAUCGAUCGAACCAAUCUGAUCACCACCAUGGUGAAGAAAGGCAAGCCGAUCCACAUCGAUGUCAACGUUCGCGGUGAGCCUCCUCCGAAGAUCACAUGGCUUCUGAAGGGCGCUGAAGUCACCACGAAAAGCAAUGUCGAGGUCAUCACGGUGGACUACCACACGGAUCUGAAGAUAAAGGACUCGAUCCGAGCGAACUCGGGGGUCUACAAGAUCACAGCGGUCAACGAGCACGGCAAAGACGAAGCCGAGCUCGAGAUUUGCAUCCUCGCCGCUCCCGCUCGCCCUGGAGGCCCCUUGCAGGUGACCGACGUCACCGCCAAGGGCUGCAAACUCAAAUGGAACAAGCCGGAGGACGAUGGCGGUAAACCGAUCCAGGCCUACAUGAUCGAGAAGAUGGACGUUUCCACAGGCACGUGGGUGCCGGUGACUCGUGUCGACCCCGACGAGACGGAGUGCCAGAUCGGCGGAUUGAUGCAGGGUAAAGAGUAUCAGUUCCGCGUGAAGGCCGUGAACGCCGAAGGGGAAUCUGAGCCGUUGGUGACAGACCACGCCACGGUGGCCAAGAACCCAUACGAUCCGGCCGGACCGCCCGGGAAGCCCGAGAUCACCGACUGGUCCGAGAAGCACGUCGAUCUCAAAUGGACGCCUCCCAAGAACGACGGAGGUGCCGCGAUCACCGGCUAUCUGAUCGAGGCAAAGGAGAAAUUCUCCUCACAAUGGGUGGAGAUGGCGACCACGACAACGAACAAGCCCGAGGGUAAGGUCGAGGGCCUGAUCAAGGGCAAGGAAUAUCAAUUCCGAGUCAAGGCUAUCAAUAAGGCGGGUCCUGGAGAACCCUCCGAGCCUACAAGGAACCAUCUCUGCAAAGAGAGACAUCUCGCACCUCGAAUCCUGCGCGAGAAACUCGAGAAUGUCACCGUGCGUGCGGGACAUCUCGUGAAAACUCUCGUCGAGGCCAUCGGGGAGCCCGCUCCCACCAUCGUGUGGUCGUUCAAGGGAAAGCCGUUGGAGAAGAACGAAAACUGUAAGAUCGAUGAGGAACCGUACAAGUCGUUCCUCACACUCACCAACACUUCCAGAAAGAAGUCUGGAAAAUACACCAUCACGGCCACGAACGAGUCCGGUGUUGACGAGGCCACGAUCGAUAUCAACAUCCUGGACAAACCCUCGCCCCCGGAGGGACCUCUCGAGGUGAGCGACGUGCACGCAGAUCACGUCAAGCUCUCGUGGCGUGAACCCAAGGACGAUGGCGGUCUGCCCAUCGAGAACUACAUGAUCGAAAAAAUGGACGUUGAAACCGGUAAAUGGGUUCCUGCCGGAAAGGUCGGCAAGGACGAAACCACCGCCGUUGUCAAGGGUCUCGAGCAAGGCAAGAAAUAUCACUUCCGGGUGAAGGCAGUGAACGACGAAGGCUCUUCAGAGCCCCUGGAAACCGAUCACGCCACUCUGGCCAAGAACCCCUACGAUGUUCCCGGAGCUCCUGGAACGCCGGUCGUCAAAGAUUACGACAAGGACUUUGUUGAGCUCAAAUGGGAAGCGCCGACACGCGACGGGGGUGCCCCGAUCACGGGAUGGAUCAUCGAGAAGAAAGACAAGUACGCCGCCGAGUUCAUGCCCUGUGCCGAAAUCCAGGGAUCUGUCCCUCAGGGUAAAGUGACGGGACUUACCGAAGGCGAGAAAUACGAGUUCAGGGUUCGCGCCGUGAACAAGGCCGGUAAGGGAGAGCCUUCCGAAGCUACUCAGCCGAUCCUGGUCAAGCACAAGAACCUCAAACCGAGAAUCGAUCGAACCAAUCUCAAGACAGUCAUCGUGAAGACCGGUCAGACCGUGUUCUUCGACGUCAACGUCCGCGGUGAGCCUCCACCGACCAUCGAAUGGUUCCACGGGAAAUCCGAGACCCCGCUCUCAUCCGGGGAAGUAUAUACCAUCAUCAACGUAGACUACAACACCAAAUUCACGAUGCUCAAAGCCACUCGGAAACUCACCGGCAUCUAUAGAAUCAAGGCCACAAAUCGAAACGGUACCGAUGAGGCCGAAGUCGACAUCACGGUGCUCGGCAAGCCGAGCCGCUGCGGAGGACCGCUCCAGGUCAGCGACGUGAAGAAGGACGGCUGCAAACUCGCGUGGAAACCUCCCGACGACGAUGGAGGAUGCCCGAUCGAGUGCUACGAAAUCGAGAAGAUGGACGAAGAAACCGGCAAAUGGGUGCCGUGUGGUCGCAGCACCGAGCCCAACUUCGAAGUUAGGAACCUGCAGCCGGGCAAGAGCUACAAGUUCCGAGUCCGCGCCGUGAACAAAGAGGGAGACGGUGAAGAGCUCGAGACAGAAAAAGGAACGCUGGCCAAGGAUCCCUUCGACCCGCCGAGCAAAAUGGAUAAGCCGGAAAUCACCGAUUGGGACAAGGACCGUGUCGAGCUCAAGUGGGAGAAGCCCAAGGACGACGGAGGCGCGCCGAUCGAGAAAUUCAUCGUGGAGAAGAGGAAGAAAGGAGCUCAGAAAUGGCACAAGGCCAAGGAAGUUCCUGGAACUACCACGACGACGACUGUCACCGAGCUCGAGGAAGAGGAAGAAUACGAGUUCCGCGUAACAGCCGUGAACAAAGCCGGUCCCGGCGAGCCGUCGGAUCCGUCUCGAUCCGUAAAAUGCAAACCACGUCGUCUCGCUCCCAAAAUCGACCGAACCAAUCUCAAGAACAUCGUCAUUCGCAACGGUCAGGGAUGCAAAUUCGACGUCGACGUCAAGGGAGAGCCCGCGCCGACGAUCACCUGGACGCACGAGGGCAAGCCGAUCGCCAGCGAUGAUCACUUCAAGAUCGACAUCGAGGAGUACCACACCCUGCUGGUGCUCACUCAGGCCCAGAGGAAAUUGCACACUGGAAAGUACACGAUCACCGCCAAGAACGAACACGGCGUCGACGAGGCUACCGUGGAGAUCAAGGUCGUUUCCAAACCCACCAAACCGAAAGGACCUCUCGAAGUCAGUGACGUUCAUGCCGAGGGUUGUAAGCUCAAAUGGGACAAACCCGAAGACGACGGUGGGGAGCCCAUUUCCCAGUACCUUAUCGAGAAGCUCGAUACCGAUACUGGUCGUUGGGUGCCGUGUGGGACCAGCAAGGAGCCCGAAGCGGACAUCAAGGGUCUCAUUCCUGGCAAGGAGUACAAGUUCCGCGUCAAGGCCGUCAAUCCCGAGGGUGAAUCCGAGCCUUUGGAGACGGACAUGGCUAUCGUGGCGAAAAAUCCCUUCGACGAGCCUGGCAAGCCCGGAAAACCGAAAGCCACGGACUGGGACAAGCACUUCGUCAAUCUCAAGUGGGACGCGCCCGCAUCGGACGGCGGAGCCCCGAUCACGAGCUACAUCAUCGAGAAGAAGGAUAAGCACUCGACCAAAUGGCAGAAAGCCGCCGAGACCAUCGGAGACGCUUGCGAGUGCCGCGUGAAUGACCUCAUCGAAGGCAUGGAAUACGAGUUCCGGGUCAAGGCAGUCAACAAAGCCGGUCCCGGAGAACCCUCCGACCCGUCAGACAAAGUCAUCGCUAAACCUAGAAACCAAAUUCCGUCCAUUGACCGAUUGGGUCUGAAGGACAUCACUCUCCGAGUCGGCCAGACGCUGAAGUACGACGUCAAGGUCGGCGGCGAACCUCCCCCGACCAAAUCCUGGUUCCGAGAAAACGAGCAGCUCAAGAACGACAACCGGACCAAGAUCGAGAGCGAAGACUACAGGGCAAAGCUCACCAUCACCAACGUCACCAGAAAAGAUACCGGAAUCUAUAAGCUGGUCAUCAAGAAUGUCAACGGAGAGGAGGAUGCUGAAGCCCGAGUCACCGUUCUGGAUAAGCCCGGAGCUCCCGAAGGUCCUCUCGACGUGACGGAUGUCCAUGCGGAGGGCUGCAAACUAAAGUGGAAACCACCACUCGAUGAUGGUGGCAUGCCACUCGAUGGUUACGUCAUCGAGAAAAUGGACACCCAGACGGGACGCUGGGUUCCUUGUGGGCGCACCAUGGGUAACGAUUUCAAUGUGGAAAACUUGACGCCGGGUCAGGAGUACAAGUUCCGCGUCAAAGCCGUCAAUCCAGAAGGCGAAUCCGAACCCCUCGAGAACGAAACCGCCGUUGUCGCCAAAAAUCCCUACGAUCCUCCUGGUGCGCCUGAGAACGCGGAGGUCACGGAUUGGGACAAGGAAUGGAUGACCGUGAAGUGGGAACCGCCGCUCAAGGACGGCGGGAACCCGAUCCAGAGCUACAUUGUCGAGAAGAAAGAGAAAGGCAGCGGAGUUUGGACUAAAGCCGCGACCGUCGACGGGAACACCACGACCGCUAAGGUUGUUGAUUUGAUCCCCGGCGAGACGUACGAGUUCCGCGUGAAGGCUGUGAACGCCGCUGGUCCCGGAGAACCGUCGGAGGCGACCAAGCCACAAGUGGCCAAGCCUCGAAGAAUGGCUCCAAAGAUCGACCGCCGAAACUUGAGACCAGUGACGAUCCGCGUAGGACAAGUGUUCGAAUUCGAUGUCAAGGUCGAGGGUGAACCCGCCCCCACCUGCACUUGGAUUCUCGACAAGAAAGAAGUCCGGGACCACGGGGCCGUCAUCAUCGAGAACAAGCCUUACCAAACUAAAUUGAGCUGCGACCGCGCCGAACGGAAGGAUGCCGGCAUCUAUAAACUCGUCGCAAGGAACGAGUACGGCGUGGACGAAGCCGAAGUCGAAGUGCAGAUUCUCUCGAAACCGAGUGCGCCCGAAGGCCCGCUCGAAGUCUCUGACGUCAACAAACACGGCUGCCAUCUGGCCUGGAAAAAACCCAAGGACGACGGGGGAGAACCGAUCGACCACUAUGUCAUCGAGAAGCAAGAUCCUGAUACCGGUGCGUGGGUUCCCAUCGGGAAGAGUCACGGCACCGAUUUCGACGUGACCGGACUCACGCCUGGCAAGAGCUAUAAGUUCAGGGUGAAGGCCGUGAAUCGAGAAGGUGAAUCCGAGCCUCUCGAGAGCCUUCUGCCGAUCAUUGCGAAGGAUCCGUACGAUGCCCCUGGAGCUCCAGGACAACCCGAGCCGACGGACUGGAAUAGAGACCAUGUCGACCUUAAAUGGGCCGCGCCCGAAUCGGACGGCGGAGCACCGAUCUCCCACUACAUCAUUGAAAAGAAGGAGAAGGGUUCAAGCAAGUGGGACAAGGCCGGUGAAACUAGUGGUCCAGUCUGUCAAGGCACCGCCGCCUUCUUGGAUGAAGGGAAGGAGUAUGAGUUCAGGGUGGUUGCCGUUAAUGCUGCUGGUCCCGGAGAGCCCUCGAUGGCGUCUAGGCCGGUCAUCGCCAAACCGCGAUUCCUGGCUCCUCGCAUCGAUCGCAAGAACCUCAACGAGCUCAAGAUCAAGGUGGGCGAACCGAUCCGCUUCGACGUCGAUAUCACCGGGGAGCCCGCGCCCGACGUUCAGUGGCUGCUGAACGACAAGGAGAUUAGCGACACGAAGCAUCGAUCCAUCGAAAACGUCCCGUACAACACAAAGUUCGGUAUCCGCCGAGCGACUCGCGAGGACGCGGGUCGGUACACGAUUGUCGCCACGAAUUCGAGCGGAGAAGACAGAGCUAGCGUCAGCGUCACGAUUUUGGACAAGCCAGGGGCUCCGGAAGGACCUCUCGAAAUCAGCGAGGUUCACAAGGAGGGAUGCAAACUCGCUUGGAAACCCCCCAAAGAUACUGGAGGAAUGCCCCUUGACGGCUACGUCGUCGAGAAGAUGGACACCGAAACAGGACUGUGGGUACCUGUCGGGAAAACCAAGGAACCCACGAUGGAGGUCGCUGGUCUGAGUCCGGGUCACGAAUACAAGUUCCGGGUGAAAGCUGUCAACAAGGAGGGCGAGUCCGAACCGCUCGAAGCCGACAAGGCCAUCAUCGCGAAGAAUCCGUUCGAUCCUCCGGGUAAACCUGAGGAUCUCAAAGCGACGGAUUGGGACAAGGACCACGUCGACCUCGAAUGGAAGAAGCCCUCGGACGACGGCGGUGCCCCCAUCGAGAAAUACAUUAUCGAAAAGAAGGACAAGUUCGGCGAUUGGGAACCGUGUCUGGAGGUACCCGGCGACGAACAGAAGGCGUCCGUCAAGGGUCUCGAAGCCAACAAGCCGUACGAGUUCCGUGUUCGUGCCGUGAACAAGGCCGGACAAUCCGAGCCUUCGAACACGAGCGGACAGAUAAUCACCAAACCGCGCAAACUGCCCCCGAAGAUCGAUCGCACCAACUUGGAGAAGGUCAGGAUCAGAGCCGGGCAGAACUUCUUCUACGACAUCAAGGUCGAAGGCGAGCCCGCUCCAGAGACCACCUGGACACUCAAGGGUGCCAAGGUCACGAACACCGAGCGCACGAAGAUCAGAGAUGAGCCCUACAACACGAAGCUCAACUGCCGCGGAGCGACUCGCGCCGAGAGCGGAAUGUACAAGCUCAAAGCCGUUAAUCCAUGGGGCGAAGACGAGGCCGAGGUCGAGGUCAUCGUUCUCGACCGGCCGGGACCGCCGAACGGACCUCUCAAAAUCGAGGACGUACACGCCGAGGGCUGUUCGCUCAAGUGGAAACCACCCUCGGACGAUGGUGGCGUUCCGAUCGAUCACUACGUCGUUGAAAAGAUGGACAUGGCUACAGGUCUCUGGACUCCCGCAGGCACCACGAGAGGCAGCGAGUGUGAGCUCGGAGUGGACAAUCUCACUCCCGGCCACUCGUACAAAUUCCGCGUCAAGGCUGUCAACAGACAAGGCGAAUCCGAUCCCCUUGAAGCCGACAAACCAAUCCUCGCCAAAAAUCCAUUCGACACUCCCGGGAAGCCUGGAACUCCCGAGAUCGCCGAUUUCGACAAAGAUUUCGUUCAGCUCAAAUGGACCGCGCCCGAGAGCGACGGUGGCUCACCCAUUACCGGCUAUAUCAUCGAAAAGAAGGAUAAGUACAGUCCCGACUGGACUCCAUGUGGAGAAACGGGUCCCGAGUGCCAGGGAACCGUGAAGGAUCUCAUCGAGGGUCAGGAGUACGAGUUCCGAGUUGUGCCCGUGAACAAGGGCGGCCGCGGGGAACCUUCGGACUCGACUGGCAAACAUCUUGCUCGACCGAAGAACCUCGCUCCCAAAAUCGGCCCGAUGUCGGACAUCAAGAUCAAGGCUGGGAAGAAUUGGGAACUCGAAGUUCCCGUGGCUGGAGAGCCGGUCCCCACAACCAAGUUCGAUUUGGGCGGGAACUCUCUGGAGGACUCGCCGCGUUUCGUCACCGUCCACUCACCACACAGAGCGAAGAUUUCCCUUCAAGGAGCGAAGAGGGAAGACAGCGGAGAGUUACAAUUGGUGGCGUCCAAUGUUAACGGCACUGAUAGACGUACCGUGAAGUUCACGGUUGUCGACGUUCCCACGGCUCCGGAGGGUCUCGCUGCGAGCAACGUAACCCGCGAUGGCUGCGAGCUCAGUUGGAGGAAACCGAAAGACGACGGCGGAUGCAACAUCCUACACUACGUCGUGGAAAAGAAAGACAUCGAUUCAGGAAACUGGACCAUGGUCGCCGAAACUCCGGGACUCGCCUGCAAGGUUGAUCGACUCCUCGAAGGUCACAGCUAUCUUUUCCGAGUGAAGGCGGUCAAUCACGAAGGGGAUUCGCCUUAUUGCACAAUCAAAGAGCCUGUCUUGGCUAAGAAUCCCUACGACACUCCCGGUAAACCUGCGCCGCCCGAAGUCAAAGACUGGGACAAGGAUCAUGUCGACCUGGAAUGGCGUGCGCCGCGCGACAACGGAGCACCGAUCAAGGAAUAUAUCAUCGAGAAGAGGCCCAAGGGUCAAUUGGUUUGGGAGGAAGGUGCCCGCGUUCCCGGAACCGAACUCAAAGGAACCGUCCCGGGGCUCACAGAGGGUCAGGAAUACGAGUUCAGGAUCAUUGCCGUCAACAAGGCCGGACCUGGAGAACCGUCGGAUCCUUCCGACAUGGUCAUGUGCAAGCCUAGACGCCUUGCUCCGUCUCUGGACAUGUCUGCCCUGAAGGAUUUGAAGAUCAAGGCCGGUCGUCCGAUCAAUUUCACGAUUCCCAUCAAGGGUGAACCCACUCCGAAAGCGACGUGGACCAUCAAUGGUCAGCCGGUCACUGCCAGGGUCGAUUGCGCGACGAGCUCUACGCUCUGCACGCUCGACAUUCCUGUGUCUGUGCGGGAUGACAGUGGAAGGUACACUUUGGAGUUGAAGAAUGAAUACGGAACCGCAUCCGGAACUGCCCAGGUCACCGUGAUGGAUCGCCCGGGUCCGCCCGAGGGACCUCUCAACGUCGGAACCGUCACGAGGGACAGCGCCGAAAUCUCAUGGCAAGUCCCGAAAGACGACGGUGGCUGCCCGAUCAGCCACUAUGUCGUGGAGAAAAUGGACACCACCAGAGGGACGUGGGUUGAAGCUGGUCAGACACCGAACUUGAACUUCAGAGUUCCCAAACUCGUUCACAAGAAAUCCUACCAGUUCCGUGUAGCUGCCGUCAAUGAAAUGGGUCAGUCCGAGUAUCUGGAAACCACCCGACCGAUCGUCGCCAGAGAUCAGUUCGAAGCUCCCAGCCAACCCGGCCGUCCGGAUGUCGUGGAUUACGACAAAGAUCACGUGGACCUCGAAUGGACCGCGCCGAAAGACGACGGAGGAAGCCCAAUUCAGAAAUACAUCGUUCAGAAGAGGGAACGCGGUAAUCCUUUCUGGAGCAAGGGAACCGAGGUUCCAGGCAACACCCUAAAAGCCACGGUGCCGGAUCUUCGCGAAGGUCAGGAUUACGAAUUCAGGAUCAUCGCUGUGAACCAAGGAGGGGAGUCCGAACCCUCCGAUCCGAGCCAGAUGGUCACAUGCAGGCCGAGAAAACUCCCGCCGAAGAUCCUCUCUCCCAUGAAGGAGAUGAAAUUGAAGGAGGGAGACAAACUGCACCUGGACAUCAAGUUCGAAGGGGCUCCGACACCCUCGAUCACGUGGACUGUGAACGGAAAACCGCUGUCGACCGAUAUGCGAGGCAGCAGAUCCGAUUACGAUGAUCAUACGAUUGUCAACAUCGUUGACGUCAAACGUGACGAUGCUGGAGAGUACAAGCUCCACCUCAAGAACGAAUUCGGUGAGGACUCCGGUGUUCUCAAACUCGUCGUUCUCGCACCACCCGGACCGCCUGAAGGACCACUGUCAGUCGAAGAAAUCGGCAAGGACAGAUGCACGCUUUCGUGGAGACCUCCCAAGGACAACGGGGGAAGCGACAUCACUGGGUACGUGGUGGAGAAACGCGACAAGAGUGGUGGUGGCCAAUGGAUGCCGGCAGUUCAGUACGUGGCGCCUCAUAGCACGACGUGCAUCGUACCCAAGCUCAUCGAGGGGCAUGAGUACGAGUUCCGAGUUCGUGCCGAAAACGAACAGGGUCUGUCGGAGCCGCUCACCACCGAUAAGCCCAUCAUUGCAAAAUCGGCGUUCGGCGUUCCCGGACGUCCCGGGCAACCCGAAGUCGUGGACGCCGAUCGUGACUUCAUCAAGAUCAAGUGGUCGCCGCCCGCCAGCGACGGAGGAUCCCCGAUCAAGGGGUACGACAUCGAACGCAAAGAUCUCACGAAGGCCGGUAGAUGGAUCCGCCUCAACCGGGACCCUGUGGGCAGACUCGAUUACACCGACGACACCGUCAUCGACGGUCAUCAAUACGAGUACCGCGUGGUGGCAAGAAAUGCCGCAGGACCCAGUGAGCCGUCUCUCCCGAGCAAACCCAUCACUGCCAAACCGCUCAAAGAGAAGCCCAAGCUCCACUUGGACGGUCUCUACGACAAGACGAUCCGUCUCAAGGCUGGAGAGCCGCUGAGGAUCUCGUUCCCGCUCACCGGAUCGCCGACGCCCACCGUUUCCUGGCAAUGCGGAGGGGCCGAUAUCGCACCGACGAAUCGUAUCGUGCAUUCGUUCAAGGAUGAAAUCGUCAAGUUCGAUAUCCCGGAGACCAAGAGAUCGGACACCAACAAGUACACGGUCACGGCAAAGAACGCUCACGGGGAGGACAGCGCUGUCAUCGACGUGCUCGUCUACGACAAACCCGGGCCCCCUCAAGGACCGAUGGAGUAUCCGAACGUACGCGCCAACGAGAUCACCUUGAAAUGGCGCAAGCCGCUCGACGAUGGAGGUUCCGAGAUUAUCGGGUACAAAAUCGAAAAAUGCGACGCCAACAGCGACUUCUGGACCUCUGUGCCAGGCUUCUGUCCCGGCCAUCAACUCGAGUUCAAGGUCAAGGGACUUACCGAGGGCAAAAACUACAAGUUCCGCGUUCGCGCUGAAAACAACUUCGGAGUGUCCGAGCCUCUCGAAGGCAAACCGGUCACGGCGAAGAAUCCCUUCGAUGUUCCCGACGCUCCCGGACAGCCGCAGAUCACCGAUUUUGGAAGAAAUCACUGCGGUCUCAAGUGGACACCGCCCCUCAACGACGGUGGCCGUCCUGUCGAAGGCUAUAUCAUCGAGAAGAGGGAGAAAGGCUUCCCGGACUGGACGAAGGUCAAUCUCGUUCCUGUUCCCGAUACCAAAUUCGACGUACCGAAUCUGAUCGAGGGUAAAACGUACGAGUUCCGGGUGAUCGCUGUCAACGAAGGAGGACCGGGAAAACCGAGCAAGCCUUGCGAGCCGUUCCUCGCCAGAGAUCCGAAGUACCCGCCGAGCGCUCCGGACAAGCCUCGUGUCGACAAAGUCACCAAGGACUCGUGCAAGCUGUCGUGGAACAAACCUCGAGAGGACGGCGGCUCGAAGAUCAAAGGGUACAUCAUCGAAAAACGCAAGAAGGGCGACAAGGACUGGACGAGGGCGAACGCUGUCCCGUGUCCGGACCUCACCUACACGGUGCCGAACCUCAACGAGGGCGACGAGUACGAAUUCCGAGUCAUUGCCACCAACGAUAUCGGAGAUUCUCCGCCUUCUCAGCCCACGGACAUCAUCCGCAUCGAAGAGCAGCCGGAUCAACCUCGUUUCGAGGCCGGAGCCCUCAAGGAUGUCACGAUCCGGGCCGGUCAGAACUUCACGCUCAAUGCGAAGUUCACCGGCUUCCCGAGACCGGAAGCCACGUGGUCAAGGAACGACAACGAGAUCGCCGUCGAAAAAGACAUCCGCAUCAAGGCUAGGACCGAAGACACGUUCGCCGAGUUUACGGUCACCAACGCUAAACGCGAGGACGGUGGUCAGUACAAACUGCAGCUCAAGAACAAACACGGCUUCGACACCGCCUACUGCAAAGUCACUGUUCUCGAUCGGCCCGGACCGCCGCAGAAAUUCCGCGGGGAAGACGUGGACGGCGAUGCGCUCACGCUGCGUUGGUCUCCACCGUUGGAGGACGGAGGUUCUCCGGUGACGAACUACGUCCUGGAAAAGAGGGAGCACGGAACCAAGUCGUGGUCUCGCGUUGCGGGAUACGUUGUCGAGACGAACUACCGGGUCCGCGGUCUGACCGUGGGCAAGAAGUACGAAUUCCGGGUGAUGGCCGAGAACAAAUACGGAACGUCCGACCCGACAGAAUUGGACGAGCCGAUUCUGGCGAAGUACGGUUUCGACGUUCCCGGAGCUCCUGGAAUUCCUCGUGGUAUCGAUUCCUCGAACGACUCGAUCACCCUCAAUUGGACCAAGCCCCGAAGCGAUGGAGGUUCCCCGAUUAUCGGUUACAUGCUCGAGAGACGUAAGAAGGGCGAGAGCAAAUGGCUCAAAGUCAACAGCUAUCCCCAUCCCGAACUCACUCUCCGCGCUGACGGUCUCGUUCAGGAUCAGCAAUACGAGUUCCGGGUCGCGGCUGUCAACGCCGCUGGCCAGGGUCCGUAUUCGGAGAAUUCGGAGCCCAUUUACGCCCGACCGCCUCCGUGCAGACCGAAGAUCGAUUCUGGUUUCUCGAUGCGCGAUAUCGUUGUCAUGGCGGGAGAUCCGUUCACGAUCAGGGUUCCUUACGUCGGCAUACCGAUACCGGAAGCCGAAUGGAGCGUCAAUGGAACCGUGAAGCUCCCCAAGGACGACGAGAGAAUCCACACCGAAAUCAACGCCAACUUCGUCGUAUACCUCAACAAGAAGGCCAAGCGAGACGACUCCGGAAAGUACGGGCUCACGCUCAAGAACGAUCAGGGCUCAGACAGCCAGGCGUGCAAGGUCCUAGUCGUCGACAAGCCGGGCCCGCCCCAAGCACCUUUCGAGCCUUCGGACAUCACUCCCGAGACGUGCUCACUUUCCUGGAGACCGCCCCUCGACGAUGGUGGAUCUCCGAUCACGAACUACAUCGUCGAGAGGAUGGAUGUCGCCACGAAGAUCUGGAUAAAAUGCAAUGCGUUCAUCCGCGGUUGCCAUUACGACGUCAUGGGAUUGGAACCCAACCAUCAAUACCACUUCCGCGCGAUGGCCGAAAAUCAAUACGGUGUAGGUCCGUACAUCCAGACCGCCAACCCGAUCACUGCCAAGUUCCCCUUCGACCCUCCGUCGCCGCCCGGAAAGCCGGACAUUGUCGACCACGACAGCAGCAGCGUCCAGCUCAGCUGGUCGAAGCCGACGUCGGACGGUGGCUCGAAGAUCCAGGGCUACCAGGUCGAGUACAAAGAGCCCACCGAGGGCAGAUGGAGAAUCGCCAACGAGGCUCUGGUUAAGGACUGCCGUCUCACCGUACACGGUCUCAUCGAAGGUCGAACUUACGAGUUCCGCGUCAAGGCCAAGAACGCGGCCGGUUUCUCGCUGCCAUCGCCACCGACCGAAUCUUUCAAGCUCUGCCCCAAGUUCACCGUUCCCUCGCCUCCUCAGAACCCGCAGGUCACGAAGGUGGGUCGGGCCUACAUCGACCUCGCCUGGGAGAAGCCUCGUUCGGACGGCGGGUCACGCAUCACCGGAUACAUUAUCGAACGCAAAGACGUCACCUCGUCGUUCUGGUACACGGUCACCGAGUACCCGGCGACGGACCUCACGUUCUGUGACUCCCGCGUCAAGGAGGGCAUCGAAUACGAAUACCGAAUCAUCGCCGUCAACGCAGCCGGCCGCUCGGACCCAAGCGCGUGCACCAGUCCCGUCAAAGCGACAGACGUCGAAGACGGAACCCUGCCGGAGUUCGUGCGUAAACUCUACGACAAAAACGUCACCAUCCGGAAAGGAGCCGUGCUCGAAUGCGAGGCCAUCGGAAAACCUCUGCCGAAGGCGCGCUGGCUGAAGAACGGUCGAGACGUCACCUCCUCGGCUCGCAUCAAAUGCGUCGAUAAAGGUCAAGGCGUAUUCCAGCUCGUGUUCGAAGAGGUCGAGGAUGGCGACGAAGGCGAGUACUGUUGCGAGGCGAGCAACGCCAUGGGAAGCACACGCACGCGGUGCACGGUGAGGAUCGCCGCGCCUCCGAGGAUCGAGAGAUGUCCGAACGACGUGUUCUUCCCGGAGCACGACAACGGCAAGAUCAAGAUCUACUUCUCGGGCACGUCGCCGUUCGAGGUCACGCUCUUCAAGGACGGUCUCGAAGUCAAGGACACCAGCGACUUCAAGGUCACCGUGUUCGAUGACUACGCGAUCGUGUUCCUGAAGGAUAUCAAGAAAGACAAGGAGGGCAAGUACCAGAUCCAGGUGCGUAACGACUCCGGAAUGGACACCGGCUCGUUCAACGUAUGGGUCACCGGACUGCCCGGGCCGCCGAUCGGUCCCUUGGAGCCGUCGGAGAUCACGCAACACACGUGUCAUCUGUCCUGGCAUCCGCCCAAAUUCGACGGCGGAUGCAGGGUCACCCAUUACGUCGUCGAGCGCAAGGAAACCUCCCACGAUCAAUGGGUCGUAGCGACGAGCUGCUGCAAAGACACCCAGUUCACUUGCCAGGGACUGCAGGAGAACGGCGAGUACAGUUUCCGCGUAAUGGCGGUCAACGAGAACGGAAUGUCGAUUCCUCUCGAGGGUGCGAACCCGAUCAUAGCGAAGCUGCCGUUCGACCCGCCGGGUCCUCCGGGAAUUCCUGUCAUCACCGAGGUCGGCGGAGACUUCGUCAAUCUCUCAUGGACCAAGCCCGAGAACGACGGAGGAGCUAGAAUCCUCGGUUACUACGUCGAGAAACGCGAGGUCGGCUCGAACCUGUGGCAACGCAUCAACCAGAACUACCUCUGCCUGCCGACGCAGUUCAACAUCGGCAGUCUGGUCGAAGACCGUCAGUACGAGUUCCGCGUAUUCGCCGUCAACGAGGCCGGAAUCUCGCCGCCCUCGCAGAACUCGCAACAGGUCAAGAUCAAGGAUCCUAACCAACCGACGCCGCCGGAGUUCAUCAUUCCACUCAAACAGGUCAUGGGCGUCGAGCGUAAAAACGUUCAGUUCAUGUGCAAGGUGAGCGGUCACCCGGUGCCGGAGAUCCAAUGGUACAAGGGUACCCGGGAACUCCAUCAGGGCGCCAAGUACAGCAUGCUCAGAGACGGGGACAUGUACAUGCUCGCCAUCAACGACAUUUUCGGCGAAGACGCCGACGAGUACUGCUGUCGCGCCGUCAACGUCGCCGGAGCUCGAACGAGCCGCGCGGAGUUGCUCAUCAAAUCCCCUCCGCACCUAAAUGUACCUCCGCGCUUCCGCGACCUCGCGUGCUUCGACAAGGGUGAGAACGUUCAGAUCAAGAUUCCCUUCACCGGUUUCCCACGGCCGAAGAUCACGUGGUCGAAGGACGACGUCGAAAUCGAGAAGGGAGCUCACUUCGAGCUCCAGGUUCAGGAACGUCACGCGAUCCUCACCAUCAAGGACGCGUCUCAGCUGGACAACGGACCCUACCGAAUUGUGGCCGAGAACGAGCUCGGCGUCGAUUCGGCGGUCAUCAUCGUCCAGAUAUCCGAUCGCCCCGAUCCGCCCCGCCAUCCCGGGGUCGAGUCGUUCGACGAGACUUCCUGCAUCCUGAGCUGGCUGCCGCCCCUGUGGGACGGUGGAAGCCACAUAACGAACUACGUCAUCGAGAAAUGUGAGGCCGGAAUGUCGCACUGGGUGCGUGUGGCCAACACGCGUUUCCUCACGCAUAAGAUCACCGGUCUCAACCCCGGCACGCAGUAUCAGUUCCGAGUGUGCGCCGAGAACAUCUACGGCAGGAGCGAGCCGUCGGACACGAGCUCGCCCAUCACGACGCGCGCCACGAAGCAGAAGCGCCCCAAGAAGCAGGUCGAGGUCGACGAGAGCGGAAAGAAGAAGCGUGGCCAAUCCGAGGGACCAGUCAGCGAUUAUGAUAAAUUUGUACAAAAUAUGACAAGCAUUCCCGAGCCAGUAGAUAUCAAGACUUCUAGUGUGUACGACUUCUACGACAUCCUCGAGGAGCUGGGCACCGGCGCCUUCGGAGUCGUCCACAGAUGUCGCGAACGCAAGACUGGUAACAUCUACGCGGCCAAGUUCAUACCGGUCGCGAACCAGUACGAGAAGGCGGUCAUCAAGAAGGAGAUCGACAUCAUGAACCAACUGCUUCACCACAACAAACUCAUCCGGUUGCACGACGCUUUCGAGGACGACGACGAAAUGGUGCUCAUUUACGAGUUCAUGGCCGGCGGGGAGCUUUUCGAACGGAUCGCAUGCGACGACCAUCGCAUGACCGAGCCCGAGGUCAUCAACUACAUGCGGCAGAUCUGCGAGGGCGUGAAACACAUGCACGAGCGGAACAUUCUCCACCUCGAUCUCAAACCCGAGAACAUCAUGUGCACAAAGAAGACCGGCAACGAGAUCAAGAUCAUCGACUUCGGCCUAGCGACUCGGGUAAACCCCGACGAGAUCGUUAAGAUAUCCACGGGUACCGCCGAGUUCGCCGCGCCCGAAAUCGUCGAUAGGGAACCCGUAGGAUUCUACACCGACAUGUGGGCUUGUGGUGUUCUGUCCUACGUUCUGCUAUCGGGCCUGUCUCCGUUCGCCGGGAACAACGACGUGGAAACGCUCCGUAACGUGAAGAACUGCGAUUGGCAGUUCGAUCAGGACGCGUUCUCGGCCAUCUCGGACGAGGGCAAGGACUUCAUCAAACGCUUGCUCGUCAGGGACAAGGACAAGCGGAUGACCGCUCACGAGUGUCUGGAGCACGCGUGGCUCAAGGGACAGGCUAAAACUUCGGACAAAACCAUCAGCAGUAAUAAAUUCGUGCCUUUCCGCGACAGAAUGCGUGACCGCUACAGGAAAUACUGGGACAGCGCCAUUCUGCCGUUCGGUCACGCUGCCAACUACAGCUCGCUCCGAAAGCUGCAGGACAAGGCCUACCGGAUGGAGGACUUCAUCAUCGAUAAGCGGGAGCUCGCACCCCGCUUCAUCAUCAAACCGCAUUCUACGAUGGCGUACGAAGGCCAAGCCGCGAAGUUCCACUGCCGGGUAAUCGCUCCGUCCCCGGCGACGCUCACGUGGUAUCGCGACUCGGGAGAGCUGAGACAGAGCGUCAAGUACAUGAAGCGCUACAUGGGAGAGGAUUACACGUUCAUCAUCAACCGGUGUCGUCUGGACGACCGGGGCGAGUACAUAAUCAGGGCCGAAAACCACUACGGCUACCGAGAGGAACCGGUGUUCCUCAACGUGCACCCCAUGCCCCAACAGCUGCCGCAAUUCAAAAUCGAGGAACCGAUCAGGAAGCGAAGGGAACCUCUGCGCUACGAUCCCUAUGACGGAAAGAAAGACUGUGCACCGAAUUUCACUUUCCAUCUCCGGAACCGUGUCAUACAGUUGCAUCUCGGCGUCAAGCUGUUGGCCUGUCUCGACGAGAAGCCCCUGUGCGACGUGAAGUGGUUCAAGGACGGCCGUGAACUGUCGAAGUACGACGUGAAGAUGAGCCAUUCGGACGGGGUGGUGACCUGUGAGAUCGCAUCUUGUUCGCUGGAGGACGCCGGAAAGUACACAUGCAAAGCCACCAACGCUCUCGGAACCGCUGAAACGAGCUGUCACCUCCACAUCGAAGAUCGCAAGCGAUACGGGGUGCCGUCUUCAACAGAUAAACGAAGCCUCAAAUCAGCGUACAGCGCUAGCACCGAUCACUAUACGGGCUACUCAACGAGCAGUGACUCACGUUACCGGAGCGACUACAAAUCCACAUCUUCGUAUUCGUCGAGCAGCAACUAUCGCAGUAGUUCUGACUAUAGAAGCAGCUCAGACUACAGGAGCAGUUCGAACUACAGAUCAACGGACAGCACCUUAUCCUCCGCGGUUAGCAAGCUGUCGAGCGAUGCCGCGACGACCAGAGUACAAAAACCCUACGGAUCGACUUCAGGCUCGGCGGAUUCGACGAGUCCGUCUAGGACGCGAAAUCAGACCAAAGAACUCGAGCUCCCGGAGGAAGCUGCGAAACCAAAGUUCACUACGCCGUUGAGGGACCUGACCAUCAAAGAUGGCGAAUCUCUCACGCUGACUUGCGUUGUUUCUGGCGAACCUGAACCGAAAGUCAGUUGGUUCAAAGGCUCUGAGCCGAUCAACUCCUCCGACAUCAUCAGUCUAAAGUACAAGAACCGCGAAGCCACCCUCCACAUAGAUGAAGUCUAUCCAGAAGAUGAAGGAAUCUAUAUCUGCAAGGCCUCGAACGCUGAAGGGACCGCUGAAACAAAAUGCAAACUCACCAUCAGUGCAAUGGACAAGGACGAGUCCGAAGCCAAAGCUGACGCAUCCAAAGCCCCCCGAUUCGUGAAACACCUGAAGAGCGCCGUGGUGAAGGACGGCGAUAAGGUCACACUCGAAGCUACCAUUCGCGGAUCGUCCAAAUUCGAAGUGGUUUGGUUACAGAACGGGAAGGAGCUGAAGCAGAACAAGGACUUCAAGGCAUCGAGUGAUGGAGACCUCCACAAAUUAGAGAUCGCUGAGAUCUAUCCCGAGGACAGUGGAAUGUACACCUGCGAAGCUUUCAACGAUGCCGGCGAAUGCUUCUCGACCUGCACAUUGACGGUUCUAGUUCCCGGAGAGACCCUCAAGGGUCCUCGCUUCUCCAUUUAUCCCAGAUCUGCGACUUUCGCCGAGGGCCAAGAAGCCAGCAUUCGAUUCACGACGGAGAAGGAUCCCACAGCACUAAAGUGGACGAAGGACGGGAAGGAAUUCAAGCCCGAUGAGCGCAGGAAAGUCACCAAAGACGGACGCAGCUACGAGCUCAAAAUCGAAAAAUGUAACGCGUCCGACGUCGGUCAAUACUCGGCGGUCGCAGUAGACAAAUCCGGCGAAAGUCAGUCGUCAUUCUCUAUUAACGUAGUCACGGCCGACCGAGCUUGA
Galendromus occidentalis (western predatory mite) is the source of this 25998-nucleotide messenger RNA. RefSeq names its product projectin protein bent (gene bt). Gene Ontology annotation, molecular function: protein kinase activity; ATP binding; protein binding. The record is from RefSeq and is a predicted model, not a curated record. Gene Ontology annotation, biological process: protein phosphorylation. Bases 1 to 25998 code for a protein of 8665 amino acids. The transcript has 43 exons. Lineage: Eukaryota; Metazoa; Arthropoda; Arachnida; Mesostigmata; Phytoseiidae.